Messenger RNA from Prunus mume (Japanese apricot), 2074 nucleotides. The record is from RefSeq and is a predicted model, not a curated record. Lineage: Eukaryota; Viridiplantae; Streptophyta; Magnoliopsida; Rosales; Rosaceae.
GAGAGGGCUGGCUCUGUAUUUCAGUAUUUCACUAAUUCCAUAUUCCUCUGAACUCACUCAAAGGACACACAAAACAAAGCAAUGACGACAAAAGCAGCCUCUUGUAUUGUCGCCAACGCAGCCAUGGAAAAGUCCUUCAAAACAAGACCUUUAUUACUAUUUCAGUCACUUUGCAACAAAACUUCACAUCACAUGAAACCCUUUGGAGUUCUGGACUCGCUUUGAUGGAGUAGCAGGUCGAGCCAACCAAUUAAGGAAACUUCCGCAGGAACUUUGCUGGGUUUUUUGUCCAGUGAGGAAUUUCAAUUUCGUUUGAACUUGGUCAGUUAUUUAUCGGAGGAACUAGUAACUUUCUCAGUUCUGGCAAUCUGAUCUUCAGCAUCCCCUAAUUGUUUUUAUUGUUAAUUGAAAGAAUGGCGCAAGAGGACGGGUCCCCAGUAACUUCAUCACCCCUGCAGUUCUUUCCCUGGCUAUCUCCUGGGAUGGGAUCUCCAUACCCAACAUGGCUCAGGGAGCUAAAAUCUGAAGAGAGAGGUUUAUAUCUGAUCCAGCUUCUUUAUUCUUGUGCUAACCAUGUCGCUUCUGGUAGCAUUGAGAAUGCAAAUAUUUGGCUUGACCAUAUUUCUCAGCUAGCCUCUCCUGAUGGCGAUACAAUGCAGCGAAUAGCUGCUUAUUUCAAUGAGGCACUUGCAGACCGGAUGCUUAAAGCUUGGCCUGGUCUGUAUAAAGCUCUUAACUCAACGAAAAUAACAUCAGUCUCAGAAGAAAUUCUCGUUAAAAGGCUCUUCUGUGAUCUAUGUCCUUUCUUGAAGGUUGCGUACGUGGUUACAAAUCAGGCCAUAGUGGAAGCAAUGGAAGGAGAAAAGAUGGUUCAUAUUAUUGAUCUUCAUUCAUGUGAGCCUGCCCAAUGGAUUUAUCUGAUUCAGACAUUAAAUGCUCGACCUGAAGGCCCGCCUCAUUUGAGAAUUACAGGCAUUCACGAACAGAAAGAGGUAUUAGACCAAAUGUUCCAUCGCUUGACUGAAGAAGCAGGAAAUCUGAACAUCCCGUUUCAGUUCAAUCCUAUAGUUAGCAAGUUAGAGAACCUUGAUAUCGAAAGUUUGCGUGUCAAGACUGGAGAGGCUCUUGCAGUCUGCUCUGUAUUGCAGCUACAUUCUCUCUUGGCAGCUGAUGAUGAUCUUAGGAGAAAAUCACCAUUAGCAUCUAAGAAUCUGCAGAAAGUCUUGCAUAUGAAUAAACUCACUUUAGGAGAGUGGCUGGAGAAAGAUCCAAUCAGUGCAUAUAACCUAAGUCCUGAUUCUGCAUUGUCCCCACUAUCAGGUGGUUCACCAAAGAUGGGGAGUUUUUUAACUUCUCUUUGGGGCCUUUCACCAAAGCUAAUGGUGAUCACCGAGCAAGAAUCAAACCACAAUGGCCAUACAUUAAUGGACAGGAUCAUGGAAGCAUUGAACUUUUAUGGAGCGCUUUUUGAUUGCUUGGAGUCUACAGUUCCGAGAUCACCAAUGGAGCGACAAAAGGUUGAGAAGAUGCUUUUCGGAGAGGAAAUAAAAAACAUCAUAGCAUGUGAGGGAACUGAGAGAACGGAGAGGCAUGAGAAGCUUGAGAAGUGGAUUUUAAGGCUUGAGUUGGCUGGGUUUGGCAGGGUCCCUUUAAGCUACCACGGAAUGUUACAGGCUAGGAGGCAGUUGCAGGGCUAUGAAGGGUUUAAGAUUAAAGAAGAAAAUGGAUGUUUAGUUAUUUGUUGGCAUGACAGGCCGCUUUUUUCAAUAUCGGCCUGGAGGUUUAGGAGAUACGAGUGAUGUUGGUGGUCGAUGUGGGGAUUGAGUGCUUUUGUUUUUGUUUUUUUCUUUCUUAUUUUUCCUUUUCUUGUUUGUGUAAAGGAUUUUAUGCAUUUCUUCCUCUGCAACUGCAUAGUAUCUUCCUCAGAAGCUUGGGAGAAUUAUUCUCUGUUCUAAAACUUCAGUUAGUUGUUAAUUUGUAUCCUAUUUUUAGUUUUCUUCCCACAUAAACGCUGAUGUUUCUGCCAUAUUUGGGUUUGAACCCUGUUCUAUAGAUUCUUCAAAGUUAAACAUGA